Messenger RNA from Cloeon dipterum, 2214 nucleotides. RefSeq names its product hydroxymethylglutaryl-CoA synthase (gene Hmgs). The transcript has 9 exons. Bases 303 to 1838 code for a protein of 511 amino acids. Lineage: Eukaryota; Metazoa; Arthropoda; Insecta; Ephemeroptera; Baetidae. Gene Ontology annotation, biological process: acetyl-CoA metabolic process. The record is from RefSeq and is a predicted model, not a curated record. Gene Ontology annotation, molecular function: hydroxymethylglutaryl-CoA synthase activity.
GUGAUAUCUGUAAACGUAACUUUAAUCCUUCCAUCUGUCAGGCUCAAAGAUAAAGUACUCAUAAAUCACACAAAAAUACAAAUAUUCCUGCAAACGCUGAAAAGUGAGCAUAAUAAUGUUUCAACCUUUAAAAGUACCGGAAGCUCCCAAACAACUACUGCAUUCUUUAACAUAUCCCCCAUUUUUCCUUAACAUAUAUUAUGCAGAUGUUCCAACUUGCUAUGCUAGCAUCUCAAUAGCGUUGUAGUGCUAAUUAGGCUUGUUUAAAGGUCUGCUGGAAGUCACGCUUCCUCCUCUUUAAAAUGCAAAUUUUCCAUGCUCGAUUGAACGCAGUUGAAGACAGCACAGGAUGUGUUGUGUGCCAGCCUGAACAGUUAUAUAUACGUCAGUUGGCACUGAAGCUCGCAAGCCAGUUCAAUAACAAAUCUUGCCAGCUCGCCACUCCAAACUGCAAUAUUACGUUUCCUCCGCCGACAAGGAUGUCUAGACCAGCGGGCGUGGGCAUCAUUGCCAUCGAGGCCUACUUCCCCUCGCAGUUUGUGGACCAAACUGAGCUGGAGCAAUUCGAUGGAGUGUCAGCGGGCAAGUACACCGUCGGCCUGGGCCAGGCGCGAAUGGGCUUCUGCACCGACCGCGAGGAUGUCAACUCGCUCUGCCUCACCGCUGUCCAGCGGCUCAUGGAAAGAAACAGCAUUGGCGUGGAGCAGAUUGGUCGCUUGGAGGUAGGCACCGAGACCAUUUUGGACAAGUCCAAGAGCGUCAAGACCGUGCUGAUGCAGCUGUUUGGCGACAACACAGACAUUGAGGGCAUCGACACCACCAAUGCCUGUUACGGCGGCACAGCUGCUCUCUUCAAUGCCCUUUCAUGGGUUGAGUCUUCCGCGUGGGACGGACGCUUGGCCAUCGUGGUGGCUGCUGACAUUGCUGUCUAUGCAACUGGCAGCGCCCGACCAACCGGUGGCGCGGGAGCAAUGGCCAUGCUGGUCGGACCCAACGCACCCCUAGUGAUAGAAUCUGGCCUGCGUGCCAGCUACAUGAAACACGCUUACGACUUUUACAAGCCGGACCUGAAUUCCGAAUACCCAGUGGUGGACGGCAAGCUGUCUAUUCAGUGCUACCUGAGCGCACUCGACCACUGCUACCAGCUUUACUGCAAAAAGGCUCAUAAAGCAAAUCCGGAGAGCAAGGUGCAGCUCAACACGUUUGACGCUUUCCUGUUCCACUCGCCGUACUGCAAGCUGGUACAAAAAUCACUGGCGCGUCUCUUGCUCAAUGACUACUUCCUCGCCAGCGAUGAAGAGAAAAGCAAAUUCCCUGAGGCCUUUAAUUCGAUAAAAAAUGUCAAAAUGGAGGAAACGUACUUUGAUCGCGAUGUUGAGCGCUUGGUGCUGGACAACAGCAAGCAGCUUUUCGAGGAGAAGACAAAGCCUUCCCUCUUCCUGGCAAACCAAAUUGGAAACAUGUACACCCCCUCACUAUACGGUGGCCUCGUCUCUCUAUUGAUAAGUCGGGAGGCCUCACAGUUGACAGGCAAUCGCGUGGCGCUGUUUUCUUACGGCUCCGGUCUGGCAUCCUCAAUGUACUCCCUGAAAAUCAGCACCGACCUUGCUCCAGUGCAGAAACUGGUAGACUCUCUUAACCACGUUAAACCCACGCUUGAGGCAAGGCGGAAAAUAGCGCCUGAAGAUUUUGCCGCCACGCUGGAUGCCAAGGAGAAAAAUCACCACAAAGUUCCAUAUGUACCAGAAGGCUCAGUAGAAACCCUUUUCCCUGGCACGUGGUACCUGGUUGACGUGGACGACAAGUACAGGCGCAGCUACAAGAGGAAACCCCUCUGACGCAAGAAGCCCCGCGUGUAGUUGACUUAUAAUGUUGCGUCCGCCCUUAGAAAUGUUUUUCUACAGCGAGAAGCAAAAUUUUGUUAACACGACUAUUUAUGAUUGACAACCCAUGUCGCAAAUCAAUAUUACGCGGCGCCUUGUCGGCGAUCUUUGUUGAGUUUUUACAUGUAUUUUUAUCCUUGUUUCAUUAUUAUGGUGUAUCCUUAUCCAAUUUAACCAAAUCCUUUCAUACUCAUUACGCAUUUCUAUUCAGAGCCAGUAAAUCAAUAUAUAUAUUAUAUUUAUUAUGAGUGUUGCUACAAUCAAUGUAGUUGAUUGCUACAUCGUAUUUUCAAUAAAUCCGUGGCCUUGAAUAAAUGAUUUUUAAAUUAAG